This is a messenger RNA of Xyrichtys novacula (pearly razorfish), 18411 nucleotides long. The record is from the annotation of a GenBank genome assembly. Lineage: Eukaryota; Metazoa; Chordata; Actinopteri; Labriformes; Labridae.
UUUGGACCCCAAAUCUAAUGCGGAAAAAAGGACAAAUCGCAAAACUCAACAUCAAAUCAAGUAAUUGCAAAACCAAGCUACAAAUAAAAGAAUUGUAUGCAAGUUAUAUUUGUAUUCAAUUGAAUUUAAAAACUGUUGUGAUUUAUUGUUGUGUUUUCGUAUUUGUUUAUGAGUUUCCCACUGCAUGAAACUACGAUGGCCAAGAACCACCACUAAUGCAAAAAAAAAAAAAAAAGGAAAAAAAAAGUUACCUACUGUGAAAAUAAAAGGAUACUAAUUAAAAAAGCCACAACGGAAGUGAGCUGCCAGGGACCAGUAAUGAUAAUGCGCCGAUGAUUUACAAUCUAGGCACAGAAGACGACGGCGAGAAGACGAGCAAAGAAGUAAAUGGAAAGGUUAUUGUUGAAUUUUGCUUCGUUUAUUUUUCAAUGUGUCAUUUGGUGAGGCCAUGUAACGCCUGAGUGGUUAUGAAGUUGAACGGAAACUAACACUACACCGGCAUCCUCCAGUUCAACUUCAUAUCGACUCAGGCGCAUUGAAAAGCACACAAAGCAAAAUGAAACAAUAACCUUUCUGCUUAAUUGUUGUUCGUCUUCUCGCCGUCGUCUUCUUUGCCUAGAUUGUAAAUCACUGGUGCAUCAUCAUAAUUGGUCCCCGGCAGCUCACUUUUGUUGUGGCUUUUUUUUUUUUGUAUCCUUUUAUUUUCGCCACUUUUUUGUUGAAUCGUUAACUUCUGUUGUUUUUUUUUUUUUUUUUUUUUGAUUUGCACCAGUUCUUUUUGUUAUUUGCAGCGGGCUUCAGUUUCUUUUUUUUUCUUGCAUCAGAAACUUCUGUUGUGACUUUUUUUUGUAUUCAUUUUUUAUUUGCAGCAGUGGCGGUUCUUGGCCACCGUAUGGGACGAGUUCGGUACAAAAUUGAUCUGGCGUUACAUCCAGGAAACUUGCACUUUUAGUUUGAAAGGACGAAGCGGAAGCUCAGUCCGCUAGCUAAACAUUACUGACAAGUCCGCCUUCUCCGUUUCCUCCUGACUCUGCUGCUUUUCGCUGAGCUACAUCGACCAAGCCAGGCGUACACCGUAUCUACAUGUCAGAUGAUGCACUGAGGGUGUUUUUUUUAGCAAAGACCAGCCGCUAUGCAGUGCUGGUACUCGGUGCAGUGUUAGCAGGAGUGUGUUUGUCCGUAUAGAGUGAGUGUAGCAUUCAUAUCAGGAAGAACAGAGAAGAGCAGACAGACAGACAGGAGGCCACGGUUCCCCCUCACACACAUACAUACAUCACCACGGCCUUGAUGGUGAUGUAUGCAAGGAAACCAACAAGAGUCAGCGAUGGGUAAAUCAAGCACAAACCUCAACAUUUAGAUAAAUUCGCGCAGGGUUGGCCUCUUUCUUUGUGACUGGGGUGUAAAGCUCGCGUGUAUCCGUUAGCUGUGUGGAUGCUAGCAGCUAGCGUUGACAGUCUGCAAUUAGCCGUCGGUAUUUCCUGUAGCUCGCUAGCUAUCGUUAGCUAACUGAGAAGUUAAUAGUUAACCCCCUUGCACACAUCGAGUUUAUUAAUUCGAAGCGUGUAGAAACAAUAUCGGCCAUUUUGUAAAAUUGCAAUUUAGUCGCUAAGGGUGCAAAGUAAGCUAACUGAGCUAACGGCUGAUUAGCGUGAAAAGUGUCACAGUCGUUAUAAACGUUGAAAUCUAACGGCUCUGUUUUGUGUUUGUCUUUGAAGGUGCAACGACAGAAGGGAUUCCCAAUCCUAUCAGGUAUGUACUGAUCGAUCUGUUCACGAUCACCUGUCAUUACUGUCCAAUGAUGUCUGUUAAAGGUCUAUCAAGCACCUUUGACACAAGAUAAGGGAAGCUUGCCGUUAAAACGGUCACAUCUUGACUAACACUGCCCGGCCAUAAAAAAGUCCUACCACUGCGCCAUGUCUUCUCCAGCACACAAAGAUUCUCGUUGGGGUUAAGGUUUGGACCCUGUGGUGGUCAUUCUCUGUGUGAAAAUGAUGUCUCUAGCUCCCUGAACUACUCAUUAACAGUUUGAGCCAGAUGAAUCCAAACAUUAUUAUCUUGGAAUGUGAUAUAAUAUAUCAGGGAAGAAGAAAUCCUGGUCAUUCAGUAUAUUCAGGGAGUCAGUGGACCUCAUUCUUUGGGCACAACUUCACUGCCCCCACAGGCUUGUAAAGUAAACACUAGACAUGAUGGGUGCAUCACUUGAUCCACCUCUCUUCUUUCCCUGAUACGCCCACCAGUCUUGAACUGGGUAAAUCUGCACUCAUCAGACUACAUGACCUUCUUCCAGGGUCCGAUCUUUAUGCUUCCUAGCACUCUGAAGCAUAAUCACCCAUGUAGUAACUUAACAAAGGGAGGCCCUUUAUCUGUUUGCUUAGUUUAAUCCACUUGGUGACUUUUUUUUUCAGCCAGGCAGUGUAUCUUACACGGGGAAGGUAGCAUCUUUGUUGCAGCAUCCGACUCAGCUGCUGUGAGGAAAGUAAUGGAAACAAGAUUUUGAUCCUAAACCGCAAUAUGCAGACUUUCCAUAUUUGUCUCGAAUUGUUCUUGAGAGGUUGCUAACUCUUUGAAUCCAGUGUCUGAUUAACGGCUGAUGGAAGAAAGGGUGAUCUGUCUGGCCUGUAGAAAUCACCAUUUUUAAUAACUGUGUUUGAAGAAGAUCCCACAGGGCAGAUCUAAGAGGUAAAGGUAUUUUCAUUAUGGGUUAGGACCCACUCUUAUGCUAUUCAGACUGAGUCAAAGCAGUGAAAUCGCCUGAUUUUGUAUUUCAACAGAGUGCAAAGUCACAGACUUGAAAUUGUGUUUUAAAAAGUCCAGACCAACUAGAGAAAGCGUGGGAACAGAAUAAAAGUCUUUUAAAUCCAAAAUAGUGUUAAAAAAAGAGUCUGGAACCUCUCUAACAUAAUUUAGGUCAGAUCUUGAGAAGUGAAGGUAUUGUGGUUCUGGAUCAGAACCUGAUAUCACGUAGUCUUGAGAGAGAAAAUAAAAAAAACGUGAUAUCUCAGUUUCUUAAAUUUUCACACUAAGAUUGAGGUUUUAGGGCACUUUGUGUCCAGAGGUCUGUAGACUCUCUUUGAUAAUCUGAUCUAAAUCUCAGAAGUAUAUCUAUGAAAAAGGUUCACUUUUGACCUUAAAUUCAUGCUGUGCUGAUGUGCAUUAGACUCGUCACCACUAGGGUUGAAGCGGUACCAGUAAAAAGACAUUGAUAUUCAGCACCUGUUUUGAAGACCACUGACACAUGAAAUGAACUCCUGGACUUCUAAAGUGGUUUUGCUCGUUAAUUUCACACAAAGCUGGAAGUCUAACCAACUUUUGACUGACUAAAAUUAGUGAAAGCAAAAUAGAUUUUUACUAACAUUAUUCUACGAAAUAAACAAAAUAUAUGUAGAGCGCAUAAUCCAGAAACACAGUCAUGUAAUAAACUUCAGCCAUCGUACAGUGGUGAGCCUCUCAGAGGUCUGCAAGUUGAGACAAAUAGAAAGUGCAAAGAAACCAGGUGAUAUCACUGUCCCUCCCUGCAUGACUGCUCAAGGCCUCAGAAGUUCUGUUUGCCAGUCCAUGAAUGAGGAGAGUGAGUCGUCGUGGCUGUGAUGUUCAGCACAGCAGAGACACACACACACACAGCAGACGGAUGCAACUUCAGCUGCAAAUAAACCAGAUCCAGCGUCUUUCUGCGUGUUUCUGCGGAGGUGUUGACGCAUUUAGAAGCUCUUAAGACCUUAACCACAGUGAAACGACCAAAAAAGAACUGCUCAAUUUUUAGUUUUGUGGUAUUAUUUACUAGUGUUGUGCCAAGGUAGAUAUCCCUGAAACGAAGCGUGUCCAUAACCUAAGCUAAGCUAACCUUACCCUGAUCUAAACCCUGAAUGAUGGAUGAAACAACACACAUGAUCUCAGGGACACACUGUGUCAGGGAUAUGUACCUUGGUGCUACACUGUCCCACUCUCUCUCUUCACUUGAUGCCUACACUGCUCGCUCUCUCGUUUUAAUUUUGUUGGCAGCUGCCUCUGGUUGAAAAUGAGAGAGUAGAAGUUUUAAUUUUCACAAGCUUCAAUGCUUUUCAAUAGUCUCCAACCAAAACAACAGAUGUGACUUAAAGCCACUCGUCUCUGUGUUGUGGGUUAUUAGCAAGGUUAUUUACUUUGUUGAGCAUCACUAACUGACUGCGCUAAAUCAGUGAAGCCUGUAUUAGCCUCUAUUUAAAAAGUUCAGUUUACUUUUAGUAGCAAAUAGAAAAUGACUACAAUGUAAGCUGAGAUGCAUCUCAACCAGUAUUUGUGCCAUUCUUUAUCUGAUCCAGACCCAUAAAUCUCAGCCAAAGAGCCAGUCCGGCAGCCUUCACCGUUAUGACAAGGUGCGUGAUGGCUCCUCCGACCCCACACCCCCUUACAAGAUGCUGCGGCGCUCGGACGAAAGUCCUGUCAGCAGGCAUGGAGACGGAGCAGGACACGGCAAGGCAAAAACCUCUCACACAGUCCGAGGUAAAAAUGGUAAGUCCAGAUGUGGUGGACAUGAGAUGUUUGUGGUUUCAGGUCGAUGAAAAUGUCUUCUGAUACAUGUCCAUGAGUCUGAGGUCACAGAGAGAUGGUGUGUUUGGUUCUUAACACUCUUCGUGGACAUUUUGCUCUAAAUUCACUCCAGGGAGAGUUAACUGAAAAUCCAAGAAAUCCAAAUCUUAACCUUUAAGCUGUCGUAGGACCUGAAUCAUGUUUUCAAUUAUUUUAUCAUCUGCCAUCUGAUCAUAGUGGAAUCAGUACAUCUUCCCUAUUAAAAUGUUUGUACUUUGGGCUGAAAAUGAUCACACAUGGAUGCUGUUUCAGUGUCACUGAGGAUCUAGUCCCCUGCAGAUCCCAGUGUACAUCCUGUCUCUUGAUAGAUGUCUUUGUUGCAGGGACCAGCGGCUCUCCUCAGGAGAACUCUCACAACAACAGCUCCCACCACGGCUCAGAAUCACAUGCGACUCAGAGCAAGCCUGCAGACAGGGUAAGAUGUCCACCGUUAUCUGAUGAUAUCCCCUCAGGACUCCCUGUAGAAAUUGCUGUCACGCUUCUUUGGAACAUGGUAUGUGGGGAAUAAUGCAGCGGCAUCUCUCCCUCUCUGUGUGCAGACAUUUUUAUUUUUCACGACAACAAGAUCGAGUUGAAACGUCAUAUUUUUCCAGUAAGCUUUCUGUAAAGAUUGGACGGUCUGAUUAGAUUCUAAACUCAUAAAAGAUAUCAAACAAUUGUUCACUACCACUUUGAUAAGAGUGUAAGAGUUUGAAAAACUCGACAGAGAAAACAUUUGUUAUAUUUGCAAGUGAACGACAGAGAAUGAAGCUGAAAUGAGACUGAUGAAGCUUUUUCUAAAUCAACGUGAGAAAUACAAAGUUGAACAUGCUACAGCAAGCAGGAGGUGUUGAUUUGUGACAGUAACUAAAAUAUGAUAAACAACAGUGGUUGAUCAUGUGAAGUGUUGUUGUGCAGACACAGGAUAGUAAUGCAAGUGACUAAUAUCCUUGCUGACUGCAUAGUUUACACUGAUAUUUGCUGCUGACUAGAAUUAGCAAUCCCCUUUUAAACAUUGUUCAGUCAUUUUUUCUCUCCUCAUGUGUAACAUUAUUCCAGAUAACUUUAUAAUAUCCUGAUCAUGAUGUCAUUUAGACCAAGGGUGUGUGAUUUUAUGUGAGUAAAUAUUAAAAUGAAAAAAAAAAAAAAAACACUAACAUACUUGUAGCCAAAAGUUGGGUGGGUGAUGGACCAAAAAACAUGAAACGAAGGCAGGAAAAAAGUCUGCAACACCAGAACAAGUUCCAAUGCAAAAAGAUUUAUUAAAGUAACAUGACGUUUUGAGCACGCUGGCUCUUCCUCGGAUAUGUGGCGUAAACUCCACACAUCUUGGCUUUCCUCAUGUGAAUUAUAUCAAAUAACUACAUCCCAAUUGUUGAGUAUCUUACAAACUGUAACACGAAUGUUUAAACCUACCUGCCUGCAAUCUUCAGAGUUUCACUCUUCUCCCUCUGUCGUGAACUCCUUCUCUCACUGCAGAUAAUACACAAGAUAGAAGAGGGCAACAGUAGUGAGAAAAAAAGGAUCCCAGGCAUGUUAACCUGCAUUCAAAGGGACUGUUGUGAUCACUCGUGAUCAGAGUUUCCUGCUGAAAUUUCAAAUUAACAUGAAAACCCGUGCACCUUCAUUUGACAACAUUACAUGACGAUGACAAAGUGCUCUCUGUGUCACACGCAGCAGAGCACAUCAUCACAUACUGAAAGGGAUAAUGUUGAAUAAAACUGUGGUGUAGAUCUGAAGCCUGGAUGUACAUGGUGUUUCAGGCCAUGUACACAUGUAGCCAGGUAUUUGCUGAAAUGGAUAUAUUUUUCUACGAUUGGGCCUGUCAUCCACACGAAGCUGCAUGAAUAAGUCAUUAAAAACAGUGCACAUGGAAAACUCAAGCCAAAGUGAAGAUUUUGGAAAACUCUGGUUUUGCGUUAGUGUGUAGACAGAGAUAACCAGAGUUUUAAAUUCCCAAACUUCUGUGUCCACUUCAACUAAUAGAUAAACGUCAUGUACUAUGCACCCUUGUUUAUGUCAGGUGGUGGAUGGCACAGAAAUGUACCGAAUAUAUAUUUUAUUUAUUCUACACCAAAUAACCCUUCCUCCACUUUCCUUGUGUCUUGUUGACUAAAUACUCUAAAACGAUGCUCAAAAGUAAUUCCACCUCUUUGUCGGUCCACAUGAAUGAACGGCACAGCGCUUUGUUUCUUGUUUGGAGACGUGACGACGAGAAAGGGAAGCUUGCUCUGAUUGGAUAGAAAGGGUCUUACUUUUUGGCAAAUACUACCAACUCCAGGUCUGGCAUGCCUAUAAUUGCAGUCAAAAGCACAGUUAUGCGGUUUUGUGUGGAUGUGACUUUUUUUUUUUUUUUUUUAAAUGGAGUGGUUAGAUAUUGGUUUAUAAAAAUACCGGACUACGUGUGUACAAGAUCUCAGUUCUGUUAAGUGAAAUGAUGGCGCUGCAGCCUGGAGUCUCUGAUCGGAGUGAAACAGAACAAGAGAAGAUCAAUGUUUUUAUCAGACAUAUCCAGCUGAUGUCUCAUAACUCAAAUAGGAGGAGGUGGAGUUGUAUAUCAUGUUUUUAUCAGGGUGUGACAUAAAUACAAGAGACAGAUCACACCAGAGACAGAGCAUGACAGACAAAGAUAGGAGUCAUAUCUGAUCAUCACCUCCCUUUAAACAUGGAACAAGAGGAAAAACUGAAUCACUCGUGUUAGGGCUGUGACAGAUAGUGUUGAGGCAGUACGUCUGGUUACCUUAUAAAAGCCAACCACCAGUGAUAUAUCAGAAUUUCCAGAGUAUUGUUACUACACUAUAGUUAAUCAUUUAAAAUAGCUUAAAAUCAACACACUUCCUCAAUCACUCUGCAUCUGGUAAGAUGUCUUCAUGAAAAAGAUAAGUGGUUAUUUAAAAGAAGUCUUUGUCCUGGAAAAAAAGAAGAGUUUAUUCAUAGGGCUCACCAGAAUCAACACGACAUGAAAACCCCUGACCGCCUUUAACGCAAACAUCUCCUCCUCUCUCUCUCUUUGAAUGGUCCAACAUUAAUGCUUUGUUUGAGUCAGUCUUUGCUGCAGCAGCCGGAGGCAUUAGUGAUGUGAUAGAUAGACUGUUAUGAGCUGAUGGACUGGUUCACUUAUAUAGGUCAUAUAGCAGCAUUGGUAUUAGAUUAAGACUGUUACAUAACCGCUUAAGAACUCCACAUAGUAAUUCUAAAUUAGUCUGAGUUGAACUUUUUACCCCAUCACAAAAAGUCAGCCGUCAGCUGACAUCUCAAUGAGUCGUUUUGUCUGACUGAAGAGUGUCUUGUGAAAUCCCUGACCCCUCAUGGCAUGUCUCUAUUGGCACCAGGACCCAGCUGAUGACUGGACAGAACACAUCAGCUCCUCUGGGAAGAAGUAUUACUACAACUGUAGAACCGAAGUCUCCCAGUGGGAGAAGCCUAAAGACCUGUUGGAAAGGUAGGCACUCUUAAAUGAAGCAUAAACAAAGUUUGUCUUUUGCUGAGUCAUACAUUAUAAAGUCAAGCUGCGCUCUGGUCUUACCGGAAAUCACCAGCUCAGGCUGCAGGGUUAACAUGCGGCCUGCAUCCUGCACAUUUUUAAUGGUUGCUAUUUGUUUAUUCUGCCUCAGGGAACAACGACAGAAAGACUCAGUCAAGAUGGCAGCGAACAGUUUUCCCAGGGACAUGGACUACAGACAAGAGGCCUUGCAGGACAAAGCCACGACAAGUACGUCUGGUGAAUUUAGAAAAGCAAAGCAGUCUGCUUCUAUUAUUUGCAUCAUGUUCACCAACUUUUUGAUCAGAUUCUUUUUAUCACUUAGUGAAUAACCAUUCAAUCUACAGAGAAAUCUCUUGAUUAUAUUCAGCUACAUCUGUCCUUAAGACAGAAUGAACCUAAAGAAAGAAUGCUAAAUGCUGCUCUCUAAAGAGGUUCUUUUUUCUGCUCUUCUUCCUUUUCAUCAGAGACCACAUCAGCAGACCAGUCCGCUGCAUCCAACUCUGGCCAUUCCUCCUCCUCCUCUUCUUCUCAGAGCCUGAACUCUGCUCCAGGUGCUCUAAGUUCCACCCCUUCCACCAUGUCCUCCACCUCUUCCUCCUCCUCUACGGGGCAAAUGCCCCAGUCUAUCCAGUCCCCGUCACCGGCGCUGCUGCAGGACCCGGCUCUUUUGCAUCAGCUCCUCCCCGCGCUGCAGGCGACUCUGCAGAUGAAUAACGGCAGUAUGGACAUGGCCAAACUCAAUGAAGGUGAGAGGACAGAAGACACUUUCCUGUAUGACUGUUGGGGGUAGGGAUCCACGGCCAGGUCCAUUAGGUACCUGGUAAGGCAUUUUUCAAAACCAGCAAAUCAACAAUGUUUGAGCUGGAGGUGUGUAGGGAUGCGUAUGACCUGGAGAUCAGUGUGAUAAAUGUAUGUAAAGUUGUGUCCAUGUCAACUUUGUUCAUGUGCAGAUUAUCAUGUAGCUGUGUGUCUCGAAAUAUGAAAACAGUCAGCUGCUCCUGUGUAUCAGGGUAGUAAUCAUUUUGGGUUGUUGGUUUGUUUUCUUCCUCUGCUUUUUCCUUGCCCUCUCUGUCGCCCUGUAACUGAAACUGAACCAGGUCUUAACCAGGUUUUCAUCAACUACACACAGAAGUAUAAGGGUCUUUGGAUGUCUUUGUUUUUGUCAGAGCUGAGAUUGGAUACAGAUGAUCUCUCAGCCACAGGAACCACAGGUAUUUAAGUUUAAGAGGGACCCUGUCAGCCGGGGACUCAGCCUAAUUUAUCUCUUUCUAAUGCCCCUAGUUUUUUGUACCUGAUGAGUAAAUUUUGACAUUACUGAACGCUAAAGAAAGAUGAAUUUGUUAUUGACAAAUGCAGCGGAAUGCAGCUUGCAUUUUUAAUGACCUUGGGUGCAAGUGAUUCUGUCGUUGCCCUAGUCACUUUUUAUUGACUCUCAUGGUGAGGAGCUGUUGCAGAGUUUGUCACUAUGUCAUUUUAAGAGUGAAGUAGAUCACUCACUGUGAGCGUGUGCUGUGGAAAUAGUCGAAAUUAGGCACGUGCCGAUAUGAAAAAUUUGAUAUCACGAUAUUGGUGGCCCAAAAUAUCACGAUUCACGAUGUUAUCACGAUAUUAGCGCGUUGCUUUUAACGUUAUUAAAAAUGGCAAAAAACUGAAAUCACUUCUCUGUGCACAGCAUGACACACACAAACAAUAUGAGCAAGAGGCAGCUAACGCGACGUUGGGAGCAUUAGCUUUUUGGAGCUAAAGUUAGCAGAAACAUCACUAACGUUGUCAAUAAUAAGCAGUAGAGUAGACCAAACUUGUUGCGGUCAUGUUGUUUUUACCUUGAUUUGGGCAAACGGUGCUGUAUGGUGUUCACCGAGGUGGGCACGUAGGUUUGAAGUGUUAGACAACGGCGCUGCAACUUCCUUACGGCAUAACCUGCAGAUUGGUGUCAGGUUUACCUGCUCCGUCUGUUUUGUGAAGCCGUAAAAUGUCUAUACUGCCGACGAAACCUUUUUAAUAGGACACAGCCGAGGCGUUUCGUCAUUCUCAGUCUCCGACUGGUCCGGUGUUAUGCCGUAGAAUGCACCCCUGCUGUUUAAUGCCCCCCUGACGGGAGCGCGGUUGAAAGUACAUAAGGCGAAAUAAUCCAAGUUUUCCUAACCGUUGGACGGAUUCAAAAGCGUGUACCUUUAAUGAUUUCAUUCAGACUCUUCAGAUAAGCCGAAAACAAAAGUCCUCUUCUUCGGAAUAUUUGCUGUCCCGAAAAUAUAAUGCUCACCUUCCUCGACAGCUUACUGUACAGUUUAUGUACCCAAGUACAUCUCUAUAUGUGCAUUUUUGGGACACAUAAAAACAGAACGAAACUUUGCUGCUCCAUUUGACAUGUUGUCAUGAUCCAUUACUCGUGUUUUUUAAAAUAUCAGAUCAUAUCUCCUCUACUUUAAGAAGCUAAUGAGCGGAUGGGAUGUAUCGUGGACAUGCUCCAACAGUGCUUUGGAUGGCCGCAAUGCAUUGUGGGUGGCCACGCAUUUUGUUGUAAAAUUUCUUCAUUUUCUCUUUUAGUGUUCCCGUUUUUGUUAGACUGGCAUUAAUGGACUUAAUUCAAAAUUUUGUUUUGGAUUUGGGACUACUUUUGUGGUGGUUUGUUUGUACAUUUUGCUAUCGAGGCUUUGACACCGUGGGUAAGACUACAAGCAGGUUAGGUUGGUAAGUACUCGGCUUCGCACGUCUCCGCUGAGGCUGCCACUUGUCUUUAAAUUAUAAUUGUGGAGUGAUUAUUACAGUACCCUACGAUUUCAUCAUUGCGGCUGUUUUAAUAUCGCAUAUCGCGAUUAAAUGGUAUACCGGCACAUCCCUAGUAGUAAUAGGCUUUUUUUUUUUUUGGCCUGCUUUCAAUCCUCCGGCCUUAAACCCCCUCACAGCAGUUUGAAGCAUUAAAAAUGAUUACAGUGACAUACUCAGCCUUCUUGCUGAUAGUCUCAGCUGAUCUUGAUGGUCAUAAAGAAGCAUUAGUCGCAGUUUCAGUCUGUCUCUAAACUCCUCAUGAUGCCUUUUAGUAUAACCUUGUGUGCAUUAAGAGAUCCUGUAUAAAACGCAUACAAUGAGUGUGACUAGUUUGGAGUGGAUCUUCUACAUAGUGUGGCAAAAGAGUGUUGUCUGGAAACGAUACAGGGCCGUAGAAAAGAUUUGAAAGUUUAUGUUCUGUCAUAUUCAGAGAUUAGGGACUGAUGUUUUGAUCAGAGUGGAUACUGAUAAAUAAAAACUUGUACACAAAGUUAGAUUGUAGUAUGAGUUCUCUGAAGCCUCAUGGUGGCUAAGCUAGAACGUUUUUGAAAACAUCUUUAAGAGUAAAGGUCCUUUCACACCAAGAUCAUUUUUUUUCGUGCGAUUAUUUAGGACGUCAAUUUUUUUUUUCGAACUCGUAUCCUGUCAAUACAAGCGUUCACAUCAACGACGUUUUCCCGUCUUGCUUUAUUUAUUUUUUCGUAUCACGGUCGAUUUUUCUAAAGAUUCGCCUACUGUGUGUCCACUUCUGACCAAUCAGAUUGCAUGUUGUUGCGACGUCUGAUUCACCGGUAUAUCCAACAUGGCUGACCGGCUAAUUGUUUAAAUGUUGAAGAACAGAGUGCUUUUUGAUAAAAGACACAAAUAUUACAAAGAUAACGACCUGAAGGACAACUUGUGGAGAGUCAUAGCGUUGGAUUUCUCAUAUGACAAAGUUUUGUGUGCUUUAUCAGUUUGCCAAACGUCUUUGUUUUAACUUUCAUCUGUGCUAAAUAACUUUAGCUCGUAAGCUAACCUGUUCAGAUACAACAUACCAUAUGUAUUUUCACUGUCUCAAACUCAAUUGUGUUGCUACCACAGCACCAUUAGGUCUCGGUUGUUACCUUACAUUUAUGGAUUAUAGUUUAAUGUAUUUAUCUGGUUCUGGCCCUGACUCAGUACAUGCUAUCAUGACAGACAGCCAUCUCAACACUAGUGUCUAAUCAGAACUGAAAAACAGUCAGUCUGGCGUUGUGUCAGUCUUCUCGCUUCCACCCGGGAAAGUCACAAAAUUGCAUCGGGCUUGAUGUGUAUAGUCAGGCGUAGUGCUGGGCGAUAUGGAAAAAAAUGUAUAUCACGGUAACGAUAUAUAUCGAUAUAUGAACCUACAGAUGAACCUACCUACCUUUGUGCCUACAGCAGCUUGUGACAGAUUUACUUUUGAUUCAGUUUACUGAGUGAAAAGACUCAAGAGAUGAGGAUUUUUUUGUUUUCCUGUGAUAAGCUUUUUUUUCACAACAACUGGUCGAUUUUUUCUUUAGACAGGUGUAAUGUCUGUCUUAUUCUCAGGUCAGUAUUGUAGCUCAUGUUCAUGCUGGUGGUUGGUAGAGUUCCUUCUGUAUAACACAGAAUGUCCUCCAGCCUUAAUCUGUGUAUUUAGAUAGUGUUAUUUUUUGUGCGACUGUGUCCUGCUGUUCUAACCGAGGUGACAUGACAUUUACAUGACCUAUGUGAAAAUAUCAAUCUGUCCUCUGAUGUUAACUUGACUGUGUUUUCUGACCUAACCAUGCGUGUGUCUGUGCCACUGACCUGUUGUGUGUCUUUGCUAACCCACCUGUGUAUCCCUGUGUGUGUUUGUGUGUGUCUGUUUCCUCUUUCCUCCCUCCAGUCUUGGCGGCUGCUGUCACCCAAGCUUCCUUGCGGUCUGUGCUUCAUAAGCUCCUCACUGCUGGACCUGCUUUCAACGUCACUGCUCUGCUCUCAGCUGCUCAGCACUCCAACCAAGGUAUGGCCUCCUCGCUGUUUCUCACCGUCCGCUGCAAACUUGAAAUCUCCAUGUUUUUCUCUGAGGAUCCCCUCCCUCCUAUCCCUGCAGUUUAGAUAAUGUAAGGCCUACAGUUUUGUCAGUGACCUUUAGUUAGCAGUCUACAGUAUGUCACUUCAGAGCAUGUUAAGUUAACUCUACCUACAGUGUAAAAAAUGUUCGAAAAGUUCUCAAGUUCAAAACUCAGAUUGUGCAGCAAAUCCAGAUGUUUAUCAUGAGGCAAACUUUGAUCCUGUUCUUGGCUUUAGAGGCGAUAAAUUGUUGUACUUAAAAGGGAUGCAAACUAGGGAGGUUACCGAGCUCAAGAUGCCAUUCAGAUACCGGCUUCUAAGGAAAGCGGUGAGCUGCUGCAGUACGGGUUGUGUAAAUGAAAGCUAGGGCAUGGGAGGGCUGUAGCUGGAUUGGCGUAGCAACACAGAGCUUGGUAAAAGUGUAGCAAGCACUAAAUGAAUCCUCCAUGAAGUGAGUGAGGAGCGCUGUCUAAUGCCAGCUGUGUGUACUAGGGUUGACCGAUAUGGAUUUUUGGGGGCUGAUACCGAUUAUUAGGGGGGGGUCUGAUUAUCAGAUUUGAAGUUAUAAAAAAUAUAUAUACUGUAGAUAUCUACAGUAUACUAUACACUGUAGAUAUACUGUAGGCUACUGCCCCCCCCCCCGAUCCGGUCUCAUCUGGAGACAUGCAGCUGCCUCAGUAAGAGAAGUAGCUCGAUCACGUAAUGUGUACUGUUGUUUAUUCUACUGUGUUUCCAGAGAUGGCAGUAGUGGUAGAAAAAUACAACACGACCAACUCAAUGAUGAGCCAUCAUGCCAAAGAACAGCCACGACAAGAUCACAGCCAAAACAGAGACGACAUCGCUGUCAGCUGUGGACACAGAAAACUUCCCAGUGACAUUUAGCAAGCAUGAAAAGUUAGACAAAGUUCAUGGGGUGAUCAGUCUGGAUGAGAAAUGUCAGGUGCCUGGUUGAACGCCUGUAAUCCAGGUUAAAUUGAAUUAUUUUCAGGCAACCCUCUGAUUGAAACUUUAUGAGAGUCUGUCUUCUACCUCAGACAUCUGGAGCUCUGUUGUUUGUUACUCCUGAAAGGAGUCACUCACCAAUGUGCAGAGAGACGUCCACAGCUCACACUGUGACCAUUCAGACUAUUAUCAAGGAAAUGAUUUACCAGCUGAUACAAGCUCAUGUCAGAUUGUUUGCACUAGUUUGUGACGUGAUUGUGACUAAAUGCUGAUUGUUAGAUUUUCUCAUUUACUACACUUUUUUUUCUUCUUUUUUUCGCUUACUUAGAAAAUAGAUAAAUAAAUAACCUUAGUGGUGAAUAGGAAUGUUUGUGGGCAGUAGGCCACAUGGGAACACAUAAACAGAGAUUUCAUGGACUAGCUGAGCUGGCACACCAGUAUCUCUACAUGCCAGUAACAUUGGUGUCUUGUCUGAAAGCUAAAUUAAUAGCAUGCCUCUAGUACUGUUCACUGGUCAUGAAGACUAUUAAAAGGAGUCAAAUAAACCACAGUGGUCCUCUAUUUGGUCCUAUAUUAGUGAUGUCAAUUAAUGUCAACAUUUCUGUCAUCUUGAGGGGCUCACAGGGUGUUGUUUUGGCAGAAUAGACUUUGCAUGAGGAAGUUUGUGUGAAUUUUAAACACUAACAGGCUCUUCUGGCCUUUUUUCACAUUGUGGUAUAUUGUCUCAAGUUUAUCAUUUUCACCGGCACAAAUUUAAUCUACAGGAUACUUUUAUCAGCUAGCACUAUGUCCAAUCCCGUACACUAACUCUUAUAUUAGUAUUUUCUUUUACUUUUGUUUUGUUUGUUUUUGUUUACUUUUGCUUUACUAAACACACGGACGCCUGUUUUGAUCUGACAGCAUGGAGAUCACUACAGGACUUGGGUUUUUAAGGGAAAUGUUCUUUUGAUAAAUUAAAAAAGUCAGUUAAUAAUAUCAGAAGCCAAACAUCCUAACAAUCCUCUUGUCUUCUUGUUUCAGCCCAGCACUCCAGUCAGUCUCCCGUCUCUCUGACAUCAGAUGCAUCAUCACCUCGGCCGUACGUCUCGCCACGCAACGGCACGCCACAAAGCAACCAGAAACCCCUUAUGGGUGUGCACCAAGGCAGCAUUACAUCCUCCCAAACAAGAGUGAGUCUAACCAGAACCUAAAGUAACAAAUAUCAGUUCAUCUUCCAGAGUGAGGGAUUACUUUUGACUCGUGACUCACAGACGACCUCUCUCUGCUCAGUCAAGACUGCCAUCGUGUGCAGCAUCUCGUAUUGUUGCUUUUUUAAUUUCUUUUUUGUCUGUGCAUCCCUCUUUAGGGCAGUAUGUCUUCAGGUAAACAAGGAUCCGUACCCUUGUCUCAGAUUGGAGAGAAGCGCCCAGAAGACCCCAGAACUCUCCAGCAGAGGAGGUAGAAAGAUUAAGUCAUCUGUUUAACAAGCCAGUUUGACUUUGUUUGGAUGGUUUUUAUGUGCAAGAAAAACCAAUUUGCAGAGAAGUUUGUUAACAAAUAUGAAGAUGAAUUACUGCUGUUAAAAUCCACACUCUUCCUUACUUCAUUAUGCAGCUACCUGACCUAAAACUACAAAUAUUAUUUCCAUCAAACAUUCAAAGUGCCUGUAAAGACGCAAUAAUCAGCAGUAACUGUGUCUAAUGUGCAAAAACUUGAGGGAAUCUGCAGCCACAUUUUGAUCCAGUAAGUUUUCUCAUUCCAGCAGCCAGGAGAUCCUCUGCACGGGAUCAAACCUGCCUGGUGCUGCUUUGCCCCACAUCCUCUCCAGCAGCACCAGCCAGCCCCCAGCUGACACCCCCGGCUCCUUCACCCCCACCCUGGCAGCUCAUUUUAAUGAGAACCUCAUCAGACAUAUCCAAGGAUGGCCUUCAGAGAACACUGAAAAACAGGUACAGUGGCACCUGUUACAGAGCCAUGAGGGGGUUCUCGGGGGUCUUCUCGUGACUUUUCCCUGUAGAUCAUAACGGAGAGUGCUCUGUCUGUUUUUAAAGGCAUUUUAUAAGCAGGCUGUCCAUCUUCCUCAACCCAAUCUCCAUAAUUCUUCCUCCUCUUUGAUCUGUAUACACCUUUAUCUCCAUUCUAUAAAACCUAAGGAGCUCUAUUGUGCUGCUCUGAGAUGUUGUCUGUCAUGCUUGUUUACAUCCAGAAAGUUGUCAACAAAUGGAGUCACAGCUCUAUCUAGUCUAUCUCUAUCUAACUCAGACACAACAUAUUCUAAUUUCUUGAAGCCUCCACAGGGAAUCAACUCAUUAAAGUAACCAGUAAUUCUGGUGUUUAGUGAGCGAGAAUUUCUGUGUUUGACCGGGGGGGAAGAUGUCUAAUCUUGAAGUCGAUCCUCAGUAAUAAUCAUUCUCUAGAAGAUAACACUAAAUUUAUUUCUACCACAGGAUCUUUGAAGGUUAAAUUAUAAUUUGAUUCAGCCAUGGAGUUUGUGAUUGAUAAGAUAUGUCAGCAAAGGGCGAGUUUUACUAAAUGCACUCGAUUUUAUUUAAUCACAAAAAAAGAAAUAUGAUAUACGUAUAAUUUCUGAAAAUGUACUUUUUUUAACCUUGGAUUGGAUCAGAUUGGAGGAUAGAAAAGAAGCAGGGAGAAAGAGUGAAAGGUGACAUUGUGUACACGGCUGUGGGUUGGUAUCAAACCUGCUCUGAGAACUAUAGCGCAAGUGCACGGGGUUCAAGAUCUAACCACUGAGCUAAAUUUGCACUCAACGGUUCAUCUAAACAACACGGGAAUUUUCCUGAAUAUUAAAUCAGGAAAAAGAAAAGAAAAAGUUUGAAACCACUGUGUUUAAGUAUGCUGUCAGAAGCAUGUAGUUGUUGUGUUUUUGAAUGUACCGUUUAGAUCUGUUGUUUGUUUUUUCCCCAGGCGGCUCGGUUGCAUGAGGACAUUCACAACAUGGGCAGUUUGUACAUGUCCGAGAUCUGCACGGAGAUGAAAAACCUCCGCUCCCUGGUCAGAGUGUGUGAAAUCCAGGCCACACUGAGGGAACAGAGGUGAGGAACAUGUUAUAAGAACACAGAGAAUCACAAUCCUGAAUGAAAACAUAAAAUUUACAGAUUUUUCCUUUAUGCGCAGAAUCCUGUUUCUGAGGCAGCAGAGCAAAGAGCUGGACAAGCUGAAGAACCAGAACUCCUACAUGGUGUGAGGAGCAGACCAGAGGGAAAAAAGAGGACUGGGAUGGAUGGAUAAAAAUGACGACAUAAAAAGAGGAAUAGACAUGGACAGCAAGCCUGUUUAUUCUCCAUACAAGAGCAACUGAAGAGAGCUGUCAGAAACCAAUCAGACAGCAGCUGACACGGUGGAGCUCCAUCAUCCUGAACAUGUCUUUUUUUUUUUUUUUUCGUACUUUUUUUUAAGAAUCUGUUUUCCCGGUGUCCACCACACAAACAUGUCUGGGACACUUUACCUGGUGGACACAGAGGACCUGAGGCUCUUUUGAGACAGCACCUUCUCGGACUGUGAACCUUGGAUUGUGUGUAUCGUUUUGGGUUAACUUGUUUUUCUGGUGUGUUAUUUGAUGUGUAGUGGUCAGGAACAGAUUAAGAAUUAUCUUUGGGAAAAUCAACUAAAACAAAAAGCAUCUCAUAAAGGAUCGGUGUGACGCAGUCGCUUGGCAGGUGGGGGCAUCAGAACAAACUCUUGGCUCUCCGGUCUUCUGAAAUGGACUUUGUCAUGCAUUGAAAUGUAUGGUUCAAUGGCAGUGAUGUUACUAAUGUUAUUUUUUAUUCACUAUAUUUGUCAGUGGUUUUUCCAGACCGGCGUGUCUUCGAGCUGGUUGGUUUUACAUGUCAAGAGAUUAGCGAAGACCUUCGGCCAGAACUUUGUGAACAUACUUAAAUGUGCUUCAGUUCUUUCGUUCCAGCUGAUGAGAACCUGCGUUAUGGAUCCAGUGGUACAAAGUCACUGGUGCGUUUGUGGCUAGUACACACUCCAGAUGUUUUCAAAGCCAUUUGAAAAAUAGUAUUGGACCUAGAUUGGCUGCUAGUGCAUAUGAGGUUAUAAUCAUUUGUAGCCCUGCUGGCCGUUCUCUCUUUCUCUUUUUCCCUUCUGCUAUUUGUCUCUUUUCUUUGUAUGAUUGUCAACUUUUGUUUCUAUCCCAGCUCUGAUUUGGGAAAUAUUUCAUUCCUUUUGUGCAGCUUAGCAAGAGAUUGUUUAAAAGAGUAGAAAAGUGGCUGAACUCCCAGUCAUUUAAGCUAAAUUAUUGUUGCACAUGAUUACGUCCUCAUAGUCGUAAUGGGGAAAAAAAAAAAAUCGGUGGAAAGACGAUUUAUUUUUACAGUAAGGAGAGCAAUGUUUAGUUCGUCGAUUGUGUUCAGCUGUCAUGGCCCUUUUAUCAACUGACUCUAGCCAGAUCUGGCUACUUUUUUAGAGGGUUCACUCACGAUGAGAGGGUAUACUUUUUAUACAUUAAACUGCGGUUGACACCUCUACACCCAUAAAGCAACUUUCUUUGUCUCUUGGCUAUUCUUUUCUGUGUCCUUGAAUAGUUUCCACCACAUCUGAUGUGCACACUUUUUUGGGAGGGAAGGGGAGGUGGGCGGUGGGGUUCCGGGGGACUUUGUAUUCCAUAAAAUAUGAGAAUAAAAUAUUAUACCACA